CAUGCCAUGUUGAAUGAUAUCUCCAGCGAUUCUUCGAGUAAUUUCAAUUUUAAUUUAUCUUCGUCUUUGUCUCAAACAAAAUUGAAAUCUUUACUUAAUUCUAAUAAAUCCAAUUCAAAUGAGUGCCAACCUUUGACUUCGUUACAUGAAAGUGUCGGUGAUGACAAGUGUUUAGAUUCCAAAGAUUUAUUACUGUCCGUGUCAACAAAUGGUGCUGAAAAUUUAAGUUGGAAAUUCUUCGAACAAGUUGAUACUCUUGAUCAUCAGCUGAGAAAUGAUGAGACUUCUCCCCCGGUGCUAUUGAAUGGUGGAAUUUUAAUAUCGUCCAAUGUCAAUUCAUUAUCUUCUCAAUCGUCAUCAUCAUCAUCAGCA
Molecule: messenger RNA, 372 nt
Organism: Musca vetustissima
Lineage: Eukaryota; Metazoa; Arthropoda; Insecta; Diptera; Muscidae
Exons: 2
Source: RefSeq, a predicted model, not a curated record